CUUGGCAGCGCCUGGAGAAGGGCAAGAGACCCACCUGCCUUUCGGACCUGCUCAAAACACAGAAGCGUUUUAGGUCAUUUUUCAUCAGGCUGAAACAAACCAGCUUCUCUGUCAUGGUAUAUCUAGUCCCACCUGUAGCACACCCCAUCCCUUUUUUGAAGAGGAGGGCACAGAAAUCUUCUGUUUUUCUGCAUGUUACACCACCAUAGAGAAACAACCUGCAAAAAAUAGAAGCCCAUUGAGCAGCAAGUUGCACCAUUGUUUCCCCCCCACCUUAAUUUCUCCUCUUCCUUUAUGUAGCUGUAAGCAGCUUUGGGCAAGUUGGAUGUUUUGAAUACCUAGAAAAAAUUAUUUUAACAUGUUUGUAAAACUAACUGGCCUGCUGCAGCCCUCACUACACUGCUGAAACUGCCUGAAGUCGGGCUAGGGCUAAACAGAAAAUGGGCAGAAUGAUGAAGAAAAUGUUUCAGGGCAGAGAUAAGAAGUGGACACAGAAAUAAACAAGUUAAGUGUGUGUGGAAGAAAAGAUUUCUAACUGUGGUGGUUCUCAGAGGCAGUAUCUGCUGGGCACGCUGCAGGUACCACCACAGACAUCCAGGUUUCUUCAGGAUGAAAAUCAGGGUGCAAGAAUAUUGCACAACCAGAUCUCGCCCUGAAGUGGAGCUGAGGUAUGAUUGGGAAAAUAGCAAUUAUUUCUAGGUUGUGUAAUACAGCUGCAGCCAGAGGGGCUGUGUGAGCAAACCUGUGCUGUGUAAGUUACCGCCAAGUAAUUUUGGGGUUAUCAGCUGUACCCUAAAAGGAUAAGGGCUGAUAAUCCUUUAUAUACUCUGCGAUUACUUUUACAGAAGUCUGUGCUGCAUAGCUAACCAAACGCACGCUGUGGCACUGGCUGAGUGCACAGGCUCUCCAGUGCAUCCUUGCCUUUUACUCACGCUCUUACUAAAGACCUACACCAGAUUGACUGUCCCGAUGGAAGUGGUGUCAGCCUGGGCCCCGGCGGUGGGUUUCACACUCCUGCCCCCUGCAGGAGGAUUUUUAGGAAGCAAACUAACCAAAAAGAAACUGCCAGUGUGGUACGAAUCUCUACAGAAGCCAUCCUGGUGCCCACCUAACUGGGUGUUUGCUCCUGUUUGGGGAGCUAUCUAUACAUCGAUGGGAUAUGGCUCCUACCUGGUGUGGAAGGAAGCGGGGGGCUUCAGCAAGAAGUCGGUGAUUCCUCUGGGUCUGUAUGCAGGGCAGCUGGCAUUAAACUGGUCAUGGACUCCAAUAUUUUUUAGAGCUCACAAAAUGGGAUGGGGGUUGGUGACUCUCCUGCUCACGACUGGCACGGCGACAGCUGCAACUGUUUCCUGGUAUAAAGUCAACAAAACAGCAGCUUAUUUGAUGAUUCCUUAUUUAGCUUGGCUAACUCUGGCUUCUGCACUCAACUACCGUGUCUGGAAGGACAAUCGCGACAAGAAGCAAUGCGAAUAAACAGUUCUCAGCCAAAAAGAUAUUUUUUUCUCCCCACAAGAAUUUUCUAAAUAAAGUUAUAGCCUUAUUUUAUUUUUAGCUGAAUUACUUAUACUGUUACAAGCUGACAACGCAGCACUCGUUUAAAGCAAAUAUGCCUUUACUAGGCAAGUCACAAAGGGCUGUAUCCCUGACUGGGUUUUCAAUCAGCACUACCUGUUAGUUUGCUAUAAAAGCACUAGUUUUCUAUAUUACAGCAUUAUAUUUUAUAUGACAACAGCAUUAACUGUUACAAGAAAUAAGCAUGAACUCCAACUUUGUGAUGUUCAGAGGAAGAAAUCCAGCCAUAUAAUAACUCAGCUUCCAGAAAGCUGCUCCUAACAGCGAGAGGCACGAUUGUGGUCUGAAUCAACAGUGUUUUGAAAAUUUAAAUUACAUGUUUACCACUAGACACAGUGCUUUAGUGCUAUGAUGUGUCCCACUAUAGCUGCCAGGUUUCUCUUCUGGUCAUUGUACUCUGGAAGUGUUUAAGAUGAGAUCUUUUUCACAAUUUGUGCCUUCCCACUUUGAAGCACUGUACAAUCUAGUGUCAGCUGAAUGCAUUAAAGUACAUGUAAACUUA
Molecule: messenger RNA, 2074 nt
Organism: Strigops habroptila (Kakapo)
Lineage: Eukaryota; Metazoa; Chordata; Aves; Psittaciformes; Psittacidae
Gene: TSPO
Product: translocator protein
Exons: 4
Coding region: 970-1473 (167 amino acids)
Cellular component (GO): endoplasmic reticulum; membrane
Molecular function (GO): cholesterol binding
Source: RefSeq, a predicted model, not a curated record